CUCAUUUUCCUUUUUCCUUUCUUUGUUGUACCUCUUCCCCCUCCCCCAACUGUCGUUUACUCGGACUUUGGUCGAGCGCAUAUCCAGGCCCUCACCGCUCUGCGCUCACAAGAUGUCGAGCUGGAAUAGAGAACAAAAAGAUGUGUGAGCGACCACGCCAGUCUCGAAAUGUCACUCACUCUCCGAGGCCAGGCACAGGCAACGGCAACGCAUCCAUGCCUUGGCCCAUGGAGGAAAAUAGGAGGCAUCUGAGGGUCUCAUUGGAUUCGCAACGCGGCAUAAUAAUCCGGGGUAAACCACCGUGAGAACCUGGCCAUGAGGUGGGAACUGGGAACUGGGAACUGGAAACUGGGAACUGGAACUGGGAACUUGGAAGAGCUCCGGAAGGCGUGCGGGUUUCGGGCGUGGAUUGCCGCGUCCAUUGCCGCCGAGGAACCGACGGUCAGUGCCGUGAUGCGGGGCGAUUACGGAUUACGGCACGAAUGCGACGUUCACGACACACUUCUCGUCGAUGGGACGUGGCUUGUCAGUCCUCCGGGCCGAGUGGCUCAGUUAGUAGUAAUGGUGGUAGACCAGUUCCUGCUUCAGCACGGCGCUGGACCUCGACAUGAUGCAGUCGCGGUACGGUGACUGGGCUGGGGACUGGAAGCGGGGGGUCAAAUUCAAACCCAUCUCCCUCUCCUCACCAAAGCUGCAGGCUGCAGAGGGGAACGGGCCGUCGAGGUCCGAGGCCGAACUAUGCUGAAUAUGAGCAUCCGGAACGUGCUGAGCGCGCUCGAAAGAAAUCAGAAAAAAAAAAUCGAGUGUGUGAAAUUGGGGGCGACCGCUGCCACAAUCACCCCUUCAAGAAGGGAAGAAGGUUUUCGAGGAUGAGAGAAGUAUGAUGUCGACCGUCGUUUCGAUGAUGGUAGAUGGUCGUUGGAUGGAAAAAUAGUCGGUCACCCAUAUUC
Molecule: messenger RNA, 950 nt
Organism: Sodiomyces alkalinus F11
Lineage: Eukaryota; Fungi; Ascomycota; Sordariomycetes; Glomerellales; Plectosphaerellaceae
Exons: 1
Coding region: 316-630 (104 amino acids)
Source: RefSeq, a predicted model, not a curated record